This is a messenger RNA of Venustampulla echinocandica, 1176 nucleotides long. RefSeq lists its product as uncharacterized. The record is from RefSeq and is a predicted model, not a curated record. NCBI's taxonomy places the organism in Eukaryota, Fungi, Ascomycota, Leotiomycetes, Helotiales, Pleuroascaceae. The transcript is spliced from 4 exons. The coding region runs from base 1 to 1176 and encodes 391 amino acids.
AUGGUUGGGUCACGCAACGCGCCGCCAAAAGAUACUAGAAGCCGUCGCAGCCUCAAACUAGUCGACAAAGAUGGCGUCCCAGACAAGCGCACCAAGUCGCGCAUAGCAGAGCUCGAGGCCCAGCUGGAAGACUUCAAGAAAGGCGACAUUGACGCCUCUGCGGCCACGCUCAUGGCCAAGCUUGAUCAGGCCGUGGCAGAGCGAGUCAGGUUGGACGGCACGCUCAAGAGUCUGGAAAAAAUCAUUGCUAGCCAUCGCUCCUCACAGCUACAGGACUCCGGACGAUGGCUUUUAGAAACUGGCGGCGUGUCGAAGGAGAGGACUCCGAGCUUCACAAUGGUUCCCCAAGAUGGCUUGGGAUGUCCUCCCGUUGAGUCGGAAGGAGGAUGGGCAUCGUCUGGCACACCUGAUGUGAAUUCUGUCGUUUCGGCCGCCGUGAACAGCUCAGAGGGUAACACCUCCAUGACGGCAGAUACAGAGAAUUCGACUGCGAAUGUCGCUGAACUUGGCGAUGGCGACGGCAAUGGCGGCGAGAGCUCUUGCCGGGGACUGGACUCCUACCCGCCUGACAUUUCUUGCGCCGCUCUUCGCAUUAGGCUCAAGGCUCCCAACAUGACCCACAUCUGUCCAUGUCAUCCGCUUUCAUCGUCCAAUCCUUCGCAGAAUCUAGCCCACCCCUACGCCAUCAACUUCUUUGGAUGGCCUGGCCUUCGCGAACGUUUUAUUUUCGCCGAACACAGCUAUUGCGACAAUGCCUUUUAUGACGUGCUUUGCUCAAGCCUUCGAAUCCGUUGGCCGCUAAGUUUUCGCGACUGCUAUGUGCGGCAAGCAGACACUAACCUCUGCUCAAUAUCUCCCACAUUCUCCCAGUGCAUCUAUGACCUCCGAAACUGGGCGAUGGGGCCAGAUAUUUUUGAAAGAUAUCCCGAGUUUCGUAGUGACUUGCCGACGCUACAUGAGAGGCCUCACCCUGUGUCCAAUUUGCAGCAGUUGCAAUUCGCGGGUUCCAGGCCAAACGCUAUCCGAGAUACUGCAAGGGUGCAUGGUAUCGGUAAUGAUCAUGAUAUGGGAGAGCUCAGCGAGCUCUUCGGCUUUGGUACCAACAUAUUGUUGCCGAACGAAAGCGCUUCAGUAGAUCCUGAUAUUCUUCGUCAUAUGCUUACCAGUUGCAAGUAA